Molecule: messenger RNA, 1404 nt
Organism: Cyprinus carpio (common carp)
Lineage: Eukaryota; Metazoa; Chordata; Actinopteri; Cypriniformes; Cyprinidae
Gene: minar2
Product: membrane integral NOTCH2 associated receptor 2
Exons: 3
Coding region: 125-712 (195 amino acids)
Source: RefSeq, a predicted model, not a curated record
CUAGCCCUUUACUAGCAGGAUAGUGGCACCAUAUGGGCUCAGAUAGAGUUACAUCAUGAAUAAUUCACACUCACACUGAGAUCAGACUCAGUAAGGCUCAUUUCAACCUUACACAAGUCACAAAAUGGACAUAGCGGUACUGCCAAACAACAAUCAUCCAGAGAAAUUCCUGCAGCUGGAUGUGGGAAUGUUGCCAGCUACACAUGGAAUGUUCCAGAUUGGUGCUGCGUUGUCUGGACAAAGACAGUGGCAGAACAAGAUGUACUCGGAGGUAAACUCUCUUAAAAUGGUUAAAGCUAUAGAAAUGGAAGGAAAGCCAUCAGCAGACAGUCACGUGUUUGAAGACAGAGAGCUGGAGAAACACAUCACUCCUCAAACCCUGAAACCAAAGAUCAAGCAGAACCCUCUCUUCUCUCACAUCAACAUCACUGACACAGAGGAGAACAAGUCCAAGCCAUCCUGGACCAUUCAGGACUAUGACAGACACACUGCACAUGGUCAGCUGGCUGACUACAUGAAGGAGGACCCAAAAGAGCUGAGUUUCUGGCUGGAAGAUCUCUACACCCCUGGUUAUGAUUCACUGCUCAAGAAGAAAGCAGCUGAAAUGAAGAGAAACAAAAUUUGUAAAAUGCUUGCAGCCAUAAUUCUGUUAGUUUGUGUGGUUGUGAUUAUUAUUACAGUGCCAAUAGUGGUAACACAAUCAAGAGACUGAUGGAGCUAUGACAAGCGCUAAAACUGCCGCUAUUCCAACUACAAUCUGACAGUUCAGGUGAACAACAGCAAGCACUUCACAUCAUGUACGAGUCCUAUGAUAUCAAUAAGGGUCUCAAUAUGAUGACUGGGAUGUUGUCUAAAUUGCAUUUUGUCUAUUGUGAUUAAACUUAUUCCACCAGGCUUGUGGUUUACUAAAAAUUAAGCAAUACCCACAUUGUUCGUUUCAUUAUUACAAAUGUUUCGGUUUUUUUUUUUUUUUUUUUUUUUUUUUUUUUUUUUUGGGAUAACAACUGGCCUUAUGGUGAUAAAUAUAUUUUAAAAUGCAAUUAUUUAAAUGGAAUUUAAUUAAAAUUGGAUUACGGCUGAUCUGGAAUCUCAGCACAUUGGCCUUUAUCGAGACAAUGGACUUUUAUUAAGGGAAGUGGAGUGUUUACAUUUUAAUAUCAGUUCUACUUACCUGCUAGUUUCCUGCUCUGCAGUUUUAGUUUUAAUGAACAUUGUAAUGCAUACCUGCAAAGUAAAUUCCCCAGUGUUAAAUCAACACCGCUCAGUGUUAAAAGUAACACUGAAGCAGUGUUACAGGGUGUCUACAGAUAUGAACAAGUUAAAUUUAAGGCUUUUAAAGACCUUUUUAAUACCACCUGAUAUACAUACAUACGUAUAAUGUAAUAUUUUAUUUGUUAAAUGUCA